AUGCCUCCCCUGUACCUGGUGCCCUUUUCCCCUCAGUUUAUCUCUCUACUGUUCAUGCCUGCCUUGCCUUUCUUCCAGCCGGAUGGGGCCCCCCGCCAGGGGGCGCUGUCGCUCAGAGGGAAGCCUCCGGCGGGCCGAGUCAUUCAGGUCAAUUAUUUCGCUUUGCGCGACCAGGGCCCGGUCCUUGAAUUCGAAGGGAUCCAGUCCCUCUCCUGGGGGAAUCUGGACACAAGAGAGUCCCUAUGCCACCAAGCCCAACUGGUAGCUGCCUCGGGGGUCACCAUGCCCAUUUCCAUGGCUGCGGUCAGCCUGGGGGGCAGGGGACCGACCACCAUCUUCCAGAUGGGUGACAGAGGUCAGAGGAAAACUUCCGUGAUCGCUGCCCUCCAGACUGGUCCUGGACCUGGACGGUACAACUUGCCCUCGACCAUUGGCUAUGUCAACCACGACUGGACCAAGUGGGCAAGCCCAGCGUACUCCUUUCACCGCCGGCUUAGCAAUGGUAGUGAGUCUGCCAGCUCCGGAGCAGGCCCAGGGCCCUGCUACUUUGUGGAACCGCAAAUCACCCGUUUUGGCCGGAGCAGUGGUCCAGCCUACUCCAUGCUGGCGCGGGCCAAACCAAGGGGUCUGGAGCAGACGCCUGGUGCAGGUUCAUACAGCCCUGAGAAAGUGGCCCCCGCCAUCCGGCCAACACCCCCAUCCUUCACCAUGGGCUCCCGGACCCGCUAUCGCCAGGUGGACCCCGUCCCGGCCUCCAGUCGCUACACCCUCCCAGCCCUAUUGGGUUCCCGGCUGGCCACCAAACCCUCCAGCCCCAGCUACACCAUUUCUGGCUGAACCCCAAAGGGCAGCUUCUCAGAAGACCUGUCCCGAUCUCCCGGCCCGGGCCAGUACAACAGCACGGACCCCAAUACCUACCUGAGGCGUCGGCCAGCCUUCUCCAUGCUCAGUCGUCGCAGCAUCUCCCCGGCGAUGUUCCAGGCCCCGGGUCCCGGGGCCCACAACCCCGAACGGGUGACUGUUCACAGAGCCCGGGCCCCUGCCUAUUCCCUGGGUAUCCGCCACUCGGAAUUCAUCAACCCCCUCAUAGUGGAAGGGGCCAGAGAAGAAGAGACCCUGCCUGCAAUCCCCCUGCCCACUGUCUUCAGCACAUUUCUGAGCAGCUUUUGGCCACCCCUGGCUCAUGAUGAGCCCUCCGUUGGCUGCUGCCCCCCUGUUGGAGAUGAGCAGAAAUGUGACCUUCCAGGCUUCCCGUCCCCAUUCUUCUCCAGCAUGAUCCUGGAGGAUCAAAGAUCAAAGGAUCAAGUGGGUGACCUGAGGCUUCCUUAA
Molecule: messenger RNA, 1329 nt
Organism: Tachyglossus aculeatus (Australian echidna)
Lineage: Eukaryota; Metazoa; Chordata; Mammalia; Monotremata; Tachyglossidae
Gene: CIMAP1D
Product: outer dense fiber of sperm tails 3 like 2
Exons: 9
Source: RefSeq, a predicted model, not a curated record